AUCCUUGUCGACGACCACAACGACCACGCCCACCGACUACACGGAAAAUCCGUACUUCAUUCAGGUUUCGUCUCUACUGUCCUUUACCGUCCACCAUCCUGCCUGCCAUGCGCAUUUAUGCUCUCGUUACCGUCCUGGCACUGCCCCUUCUUGCACUAGCUCAAUCUUCUCAGCAGCAGCAGCAAUCUUCACAGCAACCUUCGCAGCAAGCCUCGCAGACCCAGGCUUCCCAGCAGCAGCAGGCAUCUGGGAAUGCCACCUCCCAAUCCGUCAUUCUCUCGACGUCUCUGACCACAGGAGUCACCCUCGGUCCAGGACGGGUUCAGAGCACCUUCACCAGUGGUGUAGUCUUCACAAUUACACCUUCGCCCACACCUACUGGUAACAACACCUCCAACGGAAACAAUACGUCUAAUUCGAACUCUACCUCGUCGAGUCCAUCAUCCACUGGUCCACUUCCAACAGCACCAACAGAUGUCGAUGGUGGGGGUGGUCCAAAUGGUGCUCCAAGUCCAGGCGCAUCUGCGUCGGGUGGUGUCUUGGGUCCAGAUGACAGCUUCACCUCGUCAGUCACCGCUAUGCAUAUCAACACCUUCCUGCUAGUCGUGGCCGGUGUAGCAUUGGGCGGUACCCUGGUGUUAGCGUAGAAGGGAAAGAAGGGUCUUCGGUAUAGCGUAGUUUGGGUUGGAUUGGUGGUGACUUUCGUAGAUCUUGACUGCAUUUUUUCGUCGCAUUUUCAGCAUCGCAUCACGGACCUAUGACAGUGUUAUUCCGUUUGGCACCCAGGAUUUUAUAUCAUCACCUUGCGACUGCCCUCCCAUUUUUCAUUCAUCGGACUUUUGUACUGUAGAGCAGACAUGGAUAAUUUACAGGACGUGGUGGGCUGUUGUCUAAAAUAUGGCUUCAACGUGCCCCUCAUAAGGCGUCUGAUCUC
Messenger RNA from Somion occarium, 934 nucleotides. The record is from the annotation of a GenBank genome assembly. Lineage: Eukaryota; Fungi; Basidiomycota; Agaricomycetes; Polyporales; Cerrenaceae.